GCCGAAGCUGUGGCUGUUCCUAGGAGACAGAGAAGCCAGCCUGCGGGGGAGGGGGAGCGAGUGGGUUGCUGCUUUUAGCAGCUGAAAGGGCUGCAGGGAGCUCUGGGUAAGACAUUUUCUACCACAGUCGCUUCGCUUCUGCGGUAGAAGCUGCCGCGAGUAAGGCAGAGGAAGGAGGCUGGUGAGGGAGGAGGUCUCAGUUACAGCCAUGCUGAAUCACUGUUGCUGAUCAGAAUCCGUCACGGGGCUGCUGGGAGAACCCACAGAGCAGCGCCGGUUCCCGGGUGCAUGCACAGUUUGGUGGCUACUAACCCCGCCGGGCCUCCCAUAAUGGAGGGCGAAAGCGUCAAGCUGAGCCCUCAGCCCACUGUGCAGGCCCAGGAUGAGGAGCAGAGCCAGAGGACAGUCACUGUGAACCCUGCCCACAUGGGGAAGGCCUUCAAGGUCAUGAACGAGCUGCGAAGUAAGCAGCUGCUGUGUGACGUGAUGAUCGUGGCAGAAGACGUGGAGAUAGAAGCCCACCGUGUGGUCUUGGCAGCCUGCAGCCCUUACUUCUGUGCCAUGUUCACAGGUGACAUGUCAGAGAGCAAAGCCAAGAAGAUUGAGAUCAAGGACGUGGAUGGGCAGACGCUCAGUAAGCUGAUUGACUACAUCUACACUGCAGAGAUCGAGGUGACGGAGGAGAACGUACAGGUGCUGCUUCCGGCAGCCAGCUUGCUGCAGCUCAUGGAUGUUCGGCAGAACUGCUGCGACUUUCUGCAAUCCCAGCUGCAUCCCACCAAUUGCCUGGGCAUCCGCGCAUUCGCAGACAUGCACACUUGCACCGACCUCCUGCAGCAAGCUAACGCCUAUGCGGAGCAGCACUUCCCGGAGGUGAUGCUGGGGGACGAGUUUCUGAGCUUAAGUCUGGACCAGGUAUGCAGCUUGAUAUCCAGCGACAAGCUGACCGUCUCUUCAGAAGAGAAGGUGUUUGAAGCUGUGAUUUCAUGGAUCAAUUAUGAGAAGGAGACUCGCUUAGACCACAUGGCGAAGCUGAUGGAACAUGUCCGGCUCCCUCUCUUACCCAGGGAUUACCUGGUUCAGACAGUCGAGGAGGAAGCUUUGAUAAAGAACAACAACACCUGUAAGGACUUCCUCAUCGAAGCCAUGAAGUACCACCUACUGCCCCUUGACCAGAGGCUCUUGAUCAGGAACCCCAGGACCAAACCCCGGACUCCCGUCAGCUUGCCCAAGGUCAUGAUUGUGGUUGGUGGCCAGGCUCCUAAGGCGAUCCGCAGUGUGGAGUGCUAUGAUUUUGAGGAGGGCCGCUGGGACCAGAUAGCGGAGCUUCCCUCCAGGAGAUGCAGAGCAGGUGUGGUGUUCAUGGCUGGCCACGUUUACGCCGUGGGCGGGUUUAACGGCUCUCUGCGGGUGCGGACCGUGGAUGUGUACGAUGGUGUGAAGGACCAGUGGACGUCCAUCGCCAGCAUGCAGGAGCGCCGGAGCACGCUAGGUGCCGCUGUGCUCAAUGACCUCCUCUAUGCGGUUGGGGGCUUCGACGGCAGUACCGGCCUGGCGUCAGUAGAAGCCUACAGCUACAAGACCAAUGAGUGGUUCUUCGUGGCCCCAAUGAACACGCGGAGGAGCAGUGUGGGCGUGGGUGUCGUGGAGGGGAAGCUGUAUGCUGUUGGGGGCUAUGAUGGGGCUUCCAGGCAGUGCCUGAGCACCGUGGAGCAGUACAACCCAGCCACCAACGAGUGGACAUACGUGGCAGACAUGAGCACUCGACGCAGUGGCGCUGGGGUUGGGGUGCUCAGCGGACAGCUGUAUGCCACGGGGGGACACGACGGACCCUUGGUGAGGAAGAGUGUUGAGGUUUAUGACCCUGGGACAAACACCUGGAAGCAGGUGGCAGACAUGAACAUGUGUCGGCGGAAUGCAGGGGUCUGUGCAGUGAACGGGCUCCUGUAUGUGGUCGGAGGGGAUGACGGAUCUUGCAAUCUGUCUUCAGUAGAGUACUACAACCCAGUCACCGACAAGUGGACACUGUUGCCAACCAACAUGAGCACCGGGAGGAGCUAUGCAGGUGAGUGGGUUCCUGCUCCAGGGACCACCACACCAUGGGGGGCAGGAACAGCGUGA
Molecule: messenger RNA, 2121 nt
Organism: Phodopus roborovskii (desert hamster)
Lineage: Eukaryota; Metazoa; Chordata; Mammalia; Rodentia; Cricetidae
Gene: Klhl3
Product: kelch like family member 3
Exons: 14
Coding region: 289-2121 (610 amino acids)
Biological process (GO): renal sodium ion absorption; monoatomic ion homeostasis; protein K48-linked ubiquitination
Cellular component (GO): cytosol
Molecular function (GO): protein binding
Source: RefSeq, a predicted model, not a curated record